Tarenaya hassleriana is the source of this 2488-nucleotide messenger RNA. Its product is annotated as 65-kDa microtubule-associated protein 6-like. Lineage: Eukaryota; Viridiplantae; Streptophyta; Magnoliopsida; Brassicales; Cleomaceae. Gene Ontology annotation, molecular function: microtubule binding. Bases 435 to 2234 code for a protein of 599 amino acids. Gene Ontology annotation, cellular component: cytoplasm; spindle. The transcript has 12 exons. The record is from RefSeq and is a predicted model, not a curated record. Gene Ontology annotation, biological process: microtubule cytoskeleton organization.
CAUUUCAUUACUAUUCUCUCUCUCUCUGUUGUUGCUCGCUGUUCUUCUCUGUUCAUUCCCUUUUUCAGCUUAAGCCCUUAAUCAAACAAUUAUUAUUCCUUUUUCUUUUUCCUCUCCGCAGAAAUUUUUCUUUCCUGCAACUCAGUUCGCUUCCUUGCUUUGCUCAUCGGUUUUUCCACCUCCCUGAAGAAGUGAUGAGUGCGUUUUAGUUCACAGUCUCCGAUUCUCAUGAAAGCUUUUAGAUCUGAGGCUUGUUCCUGCGAGCAGUGGUCUUUUUCUGUUCUUUGACUUCUCUGCAGCCAUUGUAGUGGCGAACGCCAGUUCUCAGAGUAGCGGCGACGGGUAGCUGGUGUUCUUCCCCGCGAUUGGGUUUGUUUUUUUCUCAAGAUUCUAAGUCUGGGAUUUGGGAAUUGAAGCGAGGAAGGUCUGCUGAAAUGCUGGAGGUUGGAAGCCCUACGGUCCUUAGUUUCCGUACGAACACUACUUGUAAUGCUCUUCUCAGAGAGCUUCAGCAAAUAUGGGAUGACAUUGGUGAGUCUGAGACCGAGAAAGACCGGAUGUUAAUGGAGCUGGAGAGGGAAUGCCUUGAAAUUUACAGGAGAAAAGUUGAAGAGGCCUCGAAUUCUAAGGCACGGCUUCAUCAGUCUGUUGCAGCCGUUGAAGCUGAAGUUGCUUCUCUAAUGGCCGCUCUCGGGGUCUUAAACAUGCAGUCACCGAUUAAAGCUGGGAAGGGAUCAAAAUCUUUGAAAGAAAAGCUCGAGGCCGUGAAACCUCUAGUGGAAGACUUGAGAUUGCAGAAAGAGGAAAGAAUGAAGCAAUUUGCAGAUAUAAAGGCACAAAUUGAGAAAAUCAGUGGAGAAAUCUCGGGGUACAGUGACCAACUCAACAAGGCCAUGAUCAGUUCCUUGACUCUCGAAGAGCAAGAUUUGUCUCUUAGGAAACUUAACGAGUAUCAGACACAUCUCCGUACCCUGCAGAAGGAAAAGUCUGAUCGUCUGAACAAGGUUUUGGAUCACGUGAACGAAGUCCACACUCUAUGCGGUGUUCUGGGAAUUGACUUUGGUCAAACAGUUAGUGAGGUUCACCCAAGUUUACAUCGGACAAACCAUGAGCAAUCUACAAACAUUAGUGAUAACACAUUGGGUGGCCUAGAACACACGAUACAGAAGCUCAAAGCGGAAAGGAGAGCCCGAUUUCAAAAGCUCAAAGAUAUAGUAACAUCACUUUUUGAGCUGUGGAACCUGAUGGACACACCACAGGAAGAGAGAAUUCGAUUUGCCCAUGUCAUUUCUGCUGUAAGAUCAUCUGAAUCCAGUAUCAACGAGCCGGGCAUCCUUUCAACCAAGACAAUUGAACAGGUUUCAGAGGAAGUAGACUGUCUCAGCAAGCUGAAAGCCAGCAGAAUGAAGGAGCUUGUGAUGAAAAGAAGGUCGGAGUUAGAGGAUCUCUGCAGAAUGGCUCAUAUUGAGCCUGACACGAGCACUUCGGUUGAAAAAUCUAUUGCGUUGAUUGAUUCUGGAUUGGUGGACCCUUCAGAGCUCCUGGCUAAUAUCGAAGUGCAGAUUAACAAAAGCCAAGAAGAAGCACAGAGUCGGAAAGAAAUAAUGGAUAGGAUUCAUCGCUGGCUCUCUGCCUGCGAAGAGGAAAACUGGUUGGAGGAAUAUAAUCAAGAUGAGAACCGGUACAGUGCUGGAAGAGGUUCACACAUAAACCUCAAGCGUGCAGAACGAGCCCGGGUUACAGUCAGCAAAAUUCCAUCAAUGGUUGACACUCUCAUUAAGAGGACGCUUGUCUGGGAAGAAGAAAGGCAGAAGCCAUUUCUAUAUGACGGUGUUCGGUUGGUCUCUAUACUGGAAGAUUACCAAAUGACAAGAAAACAACGAGAAGAGGAAAAGAAACGAUUUCGGGAUCAGAAAAAGAGUCAAGACCUGCUACUAACCCAGAGGGAAGCUAUUUACGGGUCAAAACCGAGUCCAAGAAGAAGCAACAGCUUCAGAAAAUCAUACGGGAACGGGUCAAUGACGGCUACCCCCCGCAGAAACUCGGUCGGGACGACCACUCCUGACCUCCUGACCCCGAGAUCCUACUCGGGUCAGCGCCAGAACGGAUAUUUCAAGGAAGUGAGGAGGCUCUCUACUGCUCCAAUAAACUUUGUGGCAAUACAAAAGGAAGAUACAGUCUCUACUUACACUUCUAUUUGCGGUUCCGAGCCGGACUCCCCUCCACAGGGCUGACUCUCUCUCAAUCAGACAAGACACCUUUCAGACGAGGAACCGCAGAGCUUUAGAUUGGGAAUGGAAGAGCAGAGUCAAUGUGAAUACAGAUAAAGGGUUGUACACUGAAGUGAUAGCGUGGGUGUGGGUGUGACUUUUGAGUGUUUCGAAGUGUUUUCCUCCUUCUUAGUACAAAAAAACAUAACAACUGAGUUGCUGACGUUUUAGUGCUUUAGGACAAGAGUAUAAAAAGUGCAUAAUGCAUCUUCUUUUGA